CUUGCACCAUACUUCAACUAGAAAAACCAUACACAUUACUAUCUAUGAUAAUCAUUUCAUCACAAAAUAACAAUGACAAAAAAACUCAUACUCAUUUCCAUCCUUAGAUUUCUUAGCAUCAUCACCCUUUUCACAAAAUCACUUGCACAAUCUCCAAAUUAUGUAGGUGAUGAUUGUCACAAUUCAACUGAAAAAUCACUUACAACUACAUACAAAUCCAACCUUAAUAAAGUCCUUUCAUUGCUCUCAUCUGAUGCUAUUGUAAGUAAAGGAUAUAAUCAUACAAGUAUAGGUGACAAUACAGUUGAUGCUGUCUAUGGUCUGUAUGAUUGUAGAGGUGAUGUAACAGGAUCAUUUUGUCAAUUUUGUGUCUCCACUGCUGCCUCAGAUAUUCUUCAACACUGUCCUAAUAGAGCUUCAGCUGUUAUAUGGUACAACUUUUGCAUUCUCAGGUAUUCCAACCAUAAUUUCUUUGGGAACCUCACAACAAAUCCAUCAUGGCAAAUGUUGGGGUCAAAAAACAUCACUAAUCCACAAGAACUUGAUAAAGGUGAGGAUAAUAUGCAAAGUUUAAUAAGUGAAGCUACUUUGGAGACCAAUAAGUUGUAUGGAAUGAGGGAAUUCACUUUGAGUCCUACUGAAAAAAGAUAUGGAUUGGUGCAGUGUAGUAGGGACCUUAGUGACAAGCAAUGUAAUCAAUGUUUGGAGGCUAUGUUAGACAAAGUUCCUAAAUGUUGUGGGACAAAGAUUGGUUGGCAAGUUGUUGCUCCAAGUUGUUUGAUAAAGUAUGAUGAUUUUAUGUUCUACAAGCUUAUUUUUCAAACUUCUCCUCCUUUGCCUAAUUCAGCACUUGCAGGAGAGCAAGGAAGAUCAAGUAAAUCAAAUAUCUUAAUCAAAAUUAUUGUGGUUGUGUUGGUGGUGGCACUUAUUCUCAUAAGUUGUUGUAUCUUCAUCGUAUGGAGGCGAAAACAUUCAAAUAAAGAUGGACUACCAUCAAAGACAACUCCUAUAUCUCAACAUGGCCAUAUUCAAGGAGAGGAUACAUAUAAUGCAGACCUCCCAAUAAUCCCUUUAAUAUGGAUUCGACAAAGCACUAAUAACUUUUCAGAAUUUUGUAAACUAGGAGAAGGUGGAUUUGGUCCUGUAUACAAGGGUAAUUUAGUUGAUGGAACAGAAGUUGCAAUCAAAAGGCUCUCUAUAACAUCUGGUCAAGGUUCAGAAGAGUUCAAGAAUGAAGUAAUCUUUAUUGCUAAAUUGCAACAUAGAAACCUUGUGAGACUUUUGGGUUGUUGCAUUGAAGAUAAUGAAAAGUUGCUUGUAUAUGAAUACAUGCCAAACUCUAGCCUUGACUUUCAUCUAUUUGAUGAGGAAAAAAGAAAACUUCUGGAUUGGAAGUUAAGGCUGAACAUUAUCAAUGGAAUUGCAAAAGGACUCUUAUACCUUCAUGAAGACUCUAGACUUAGAGUAAUCCAUAGAGACCUAAAAGCAAGUAAUGUUCUCUUAGAUCAAGAGAUGAAUCCAAAAAUAUCUGAUUUUGGAUUGGCAAGGGCAUUUGAAAAAGACCAAUGUCAAGAAAACACAAGAAGAGUUGUCGGCACAUAUGGAUACAUGGCACCAGAGUACGCUAUGGAAGGGUUAUAUUCUGUGAAAUCUGAUGUUUUCAGCUUUGGAGUUCUUUUAUUAGAAAUAAUUUGCGGAAGAAGGAAUGGUGGAUUCUAUCUCGCGGAGCAUGGUCAAAGUCUUCUUGUAUAUAGUUGGAAUCUUUGGUGUGAAGAUAAAAGUUUGGAACUGUUAGAUCCAAUACUGAAAAAUACAUACACAACAAAUGAAGUUAUUAAAUGCAUACACAUUGGUUUGUUAUGUGUACAAGAAGAUGCAGUGGAUAGACCAACCAUGUCCAAUGUUGUUGUAAUGCUAGCAAGUGACACAAUGACACUUCCCAAUCCUAAUCAUCCAGCAUUUUCAGUUGGAAGAAAAGUAGUGGAAGGUGAAUCAACAUCAAAAGCUUCCAAUGAUCCUUCUGUCAAUGAAGUAACAGUAACAAAUAUUUUACCUAGGUAGGUAGUGGAUAUAACAUGGUAAAUAAUUUGGACUCAAAUUUCCUAUUAUCGAAAUUUCUUAAAGUCACUUCAGUAAGUUCAUUUAAGUCGUAAGAUAAACAUAAGAAAAUUUAUACAUAAAUUUUUGCAAAUUGAGAUAUCAAAAUCUCAGCCAUUUGAUUUUUAUCAACAAUCGAGAUUAUUAGAUAAUAUACUAUUGGAUUUAUGUUGUUGGACCUUGUAUAUGUACAAGUUAUAGUAGUCUCGUCGUUCUAGGUUUUGGUGGAUAUUCUCUUUGUAACUCUUUUCAUCAUGGUAAAUUAUUAUUUAGUGUAUUGAAA
Molecule: messenger RNA, 2380 nt
Organism: Medicago truncatula (barrel medic)
Lineage: Eukaryota; Viridiplantae; Streptophyta; Magnoliopsida; Fabales; Fabaceae
Product: putative receptor-like protein kinase At4g00960
Exons: 8
Coding region: 73-2061 (662 amino acids)
Biological process (GO): protein phosphorylation
Cellular component (GO): plasma membrane
Molecular function (GO): ATP binding; protein serine/threonine kinase activity
Source: RefSeq, a predicted model, not a curated record